Messenger RNA from Colletotrichum orchidophilum, 3102 nucleotides. RefSeq lists its product as uncharacterized. Bases 1 to 3102 code for a protein of 1033 amino acids. Gene Ontology annotation, biological process: positive regulation of transcription by RNA polymerase II. Gene Ontology annotation, cellular component: nucleus. The record is from RefSeq and is a predicted model, not a curated record. The transcript is spliced from 6 exons. Lineage: Eukaryota; Fungi; Ascomycota; Sordariomycetes; Glomerellales; Glomerellaceae. Gene Ontology annotation, molecular function: transcription cis-regulatory region binding; DNA-binding transcription factor activity, RNA polymerase II-specific; zinc ion binding.
AUGGAAUCCGCCGACGUGGCACUCGAAGACGACAAGUCACCGUCCAAGACCUCGGAGAACAACAAUAACGACGACGACAAUGAGAAUGAAGACCCGAACCGCAGCAAGAAAGCGAAUGUGAGGAAAAGGACGAAAACCGGCUGUCUCACAUGUCGAAAACGCCGCAUCAAGUGCGAUGAAGGCCGGCCUAUCUGUAACAACUGUAUCAAGUCCAAGAGGCAUUGCGAGGGGUACAAUCAACGUGUCAUUUUCAAAGAUCCCAUCGCCGCGUUCAAUAUCAAUGGCGGCUACGGUCCUAUCGUGUAUCCUCCCGAGGCGCCAAAUCAGUCAUUCAACCAACUGCCCAACCCGCCGCCAAAAUCCGUCAACGGACCUCCUUUGGCACCGAUUGCGCCUAAGCCGCCGCAGCAUCUCGACUUGCAGGGCCAAACAAUGUUUCCUUAUGGCCAAGGCUUCCCCGGUCAUCAUCAACCUCAGGCCCCUCCUCCUGGUGCCUUCGACUUCAACCAGUUCUCGUAUGGCGAGCAACACAUGCACUCAAGUUCUUCCAUCAUCUCACCAGCCAGUCAAUUCCAGCCGCAUUUUGGUAAUCAGCGGAGCAGCUUGGUCAGUCCCAAUACAGAUAGUGGCGCGUUUGUCCACAGUCCGACAGAACCAUGGAGAGGGCAGCCGACGGCAGUUCAUGCGCUGGUGGAAGAGAUGGAUGUGUUCCCCAGCGUUAAUACCGCUCCUCGGGUGGGUCACCCUUUGGAGGACGCAGAGCUUCAGUACCCGUGCUCGGACGACGAUGCCUCCAUGCCCGACUCCGAGGACGCAUUCGAAGAUCUCAUGGGCGAGGAGAGCGCGUACGGCCAACUGGUGCAGAGCCGGAACGACGGCCCUUGGGAUGGAUUCGGAACCAAAAUGAGGUCCUUCUCGGCCUUUGCCGAUGAGACCAUUCUCACAUCGUACAUACCCACACCCAACAAUUCGCCACUCAACGACGAGCGAACCGCGACUUUGUUCUGGCAUUUCAUCAACGUCACAGGGCCAAGCAUGUCCCUCUACGAGAGGCAUCCUUUUGACCACUCAAAGUUGACAAACAAUUUCUCUGUGCCCAAAGCAGGGCACAAUAUCUGGACCUACACGUUUCCUAUUAUAUCCUUCACACACCCUGCCCUCCUCCAGGCAAUGCUUGCGUUGGGUGCGUUGCAAAUCGCCAAGCUGCAGCAAAUACCGCCGACGGCGGCCAUGAAGCAUUAUCACCUCGCCAUCCGCAGGAUUGCAAAGAAUCUGCGGAGUCCCAAGAGGAGAACGUCGCCGGCGACACUAGCCGCCUCCCUCUUGCUCGGGUACUUUGAGGUCUGGAACUCGGAUCACACCAAGUGGUGUAACCAUCUCUUUGGGUCCAGACUCCUGAUCAGGGAGAUCCCGUUUCGGCAAAUGACAAAGAGCAUUCUGCCGCUGAAAAGGGUCAGAAGGGCACUGUUCCAGGAGAGCCAGAACCAGCCCAUGGACCCGUUUUACAUGGGCCACGACAACACACACAUGAUGAGCCACGAUCUUGACGAUCUCGACCUCGGCUUCCUCAGCAAGCUGACCAACCAGCACGUCUCGUACGAGGACGACGAGCCGUCUCCGCACUACUACACAGACCGUGAUAUCGAGCACUACGAACAUCUCAGAGAUCUGUACUGGUGGUAUUGCAAAAUGGAUGUGUACCAGAGCAUAUUGGGCGGAGGGAAACCUUUUAUGGACUACCAGCACUGGACGCAAUGUCCGCCACGAGCCCCAAUGGGCCGACUUGAAGCCAUAUACGGGACGUACGACCACCUCAUGCUGUUGCUCGGGCGCCUGUGCAGCUUCGCAUCCAAGGAUCUCCCGAGAAAACGGAAAUCUUUCAAGGGCUUCGGACCCCCAGGUGGACCUCCCGGCGGACCACCCAGCGGACGGCCUGGAGGGCCACCGCAAGGAGGACCGCCAGGUGCGGGUGGGCCACCGAGAGGCGGCCAGGGUUGGCCCCGGCCAGGAAUGGCAACGGGCAUGUCCGGAGGCGGGCCGCCCAGUGGGAUGAUGGGGGGGAUGCCAGGUGGACCUCCCGGGGCUCCUCCGAUGGGAAUGCCGCCGCCAAACAUGAUGGGAGGUCCGCCGAGCGGGGGCCCACCGCCAGGAAUGGGACCACCACCGGGAAUGGGACCACCACCGGGAAUGGGACCACCGCCGGGAAUGGGCGCCGGCGGUCCCGGCGGCUCGCCGCCCAUGUUCCCGGGCAUGCUCCCCAACCUCGGAAAGGUGACGCUGCCGAUGGGCUUCAGUCCCCCGCGCGACGACUCCCCGCCGCCGCCAGACCACCCAGAGGACCUCGACUCGGACGCGGCCGCGGACGCCGCCCUGCGCGAGUGGACCUCCCUCCGCGAGGCCUUUGAGAUGCUCCGAUCCCGCUUCGGCCCGGAAUUCCAGCCCCUGGGCGCCGAGUACGCCGACCGGCGGGACUCGCCGUUUGGUCCGACGCUGCAGUACCGCACCUUCUCGGUGGCGGGCAUCUGGAUGAACUACUACAUGGGGCUCAUCCACCUCUACCGCGCGCACCCCAAGAUGCCGCCCGCGGCCAUGAUCGCCGCCGGCAUCCAGGCGCAGCACACGGCCAAGUUUGCCAUGGAGAUUGGGCGGAUCGCCGCGGGCCUGACGGACGAUUGUAGUAACGUUCUCGAAAUUAGUACCCUCGUCGGCGCGGCGCUGGUUGAGAGUUCUUUCUGUUUGUUCGUCGGCGCUAUCCAGUACCAAUCCGACGCCCAGCGCUACUGGAUCGUCAGGCGGAUGCACGACAUUGCCCGCCUCACGGGCUGGCAGUCGGCGCGGCAAAUCGCCGAGGGCUGCGAGUCCGGUUGGAAAAAGGCCGCGGCCAUGGGCCGGGGCCCACCCUACGCGCGCGACCCGAGCCUGCAGACCGUGGUGCCGCCGUCCGUGUGGUCGAACCCAAGGCGGAUCAGCGCCCGGCUCGAGCAGCUCGAAAGCGACGACACGGUGCUCGUCGUCGCCAAGUCGGAGAGGGCUUUUUACGCGCUCGGUCUGAUUAGUGUGGAGGAGGAGAUGGAGAGGCUGGUGAUUAAGGAUGAGGGGUGA